Erpetoichthys calabaricus (reedfish) is the source of this 1137-nucleotide messenger RNA. RefSeq lists its product as uncharacterized. The record is from RefSeq and is a predicted model, not a curated record. The transcript has a single exon. Lineage: Eukaryota; Metazoa; Chordata; Cladistia; Polypteriformes; Polypteridae. Bases 49 to 948 code for a protein of 299 amino acids.
AUGUCCUAACACACUACGAUCCACAACUAAGCAUCCUCCUGGCUUGUGAUGCUUCUCCAUAUGGUGUGGGAGCUGUCAUUUCCCAUGUCUUUCCCAAUGGCUUUUGCAUCCAGAACACUGAGUAAGGCUGAACAGAACUAUGUACAAAUUGAGCGAGAAGCCCUUGGGAUAGUGUUUGGGGUCAGGAAGUUUCAUCAAUACCUAUAUGGACGGAAAUUUACUCUCUUCACAGACCAUUGUCCACUGACAAGAAUCUUUAGCCCAGAGAAAGGGGUACCGUCUAUGGCAGCUGCCAGAAUGCAGAGGUGGGCAUUAAUAUUAGCAGCCCACAAAUACACCAUAGAAUAUAAGAAGGUUGCUCUAAAUGUCAAUGCUGAUGGGCUUUCUCGUUUGCCCUUACUACUCAAACAUAAGGAGAGCCAGAACACAGUUGACCUUUUUUACAUAAAACAAAUGGAAUUACUACCGGUGAGUAGUGCGGAAAUUCGUAGAGAGACCAUGUUGGACCCUACAUUGUCUAAACUAAUGGAUGUGGUGUUGCUGGGACAUUUUCCUAAACAAUUGGGGGAUAAUGAUGACUUACUGCCUUUCAUCAACAGACAAAUGGAGCUUACUGUACAACAAGGAUGCCUGAUGUGGGGGAGCAGAGUAAUUGUGCCCCCUAAAUUGCGCCCUCGUGUUUUGUCAGAGCUACAUGUCAGCCAGCCAGGUAUAGUGAGGAUGAAGUCCUUGGCACGCAGUUAUGUUUGGUGGACAGGGAUCGACAGCCAGAUUGAGCAACAAGUACACAACUGCCAGUCAUGUCAGUGUGUUCAAAAUCUUCCAAGCCCUGUGCCCCUCCACCCAUGGAUAUGGCCAAGUGGGCCUUGGCAGAGAAUUCAUGUUGAUAUUGCUGGGCCUUAUGAAGGCCAUAUGUACUUAGUAGUAGUCAAUGCCCACUCAAAGUAGCCUGAGGUUCAACUAAUGGAUAGUGUCACAACUAGUAAGACUGUUCAUGUCAUGAGGACCCUUUUUAGUCGCUAUGGUAUACCUGAAGUCCUUGUUAGUGACAAUGGCCCACAGUUCAUUUCUGAAGAAUUUGCACAUUUUAUGAAAAAUAACCAUAUUAAGCAUAUAUGAUUUGCUCCCUAUCAUCCA